Perognathus longimembris pacificus (Pacific pocket mouse) is the source of this 3828-nucleotide messenger RNA. It is a transcript of the gene Nectin4, whose product is annotated as nectin cell adhesion molecule 4. Gene Ontology annotation, biological process: symbiont entry into host cell; heterophilic cell-cell adhesion; homophilic cell-cell adhesion. The transcript is spliced from 9 exons. The coding region runs from base 438 to 1964 and encodes 508 amino acids. NCBI's taxonomy places the organism in Eukaryota, Metazoa, Chordata, Mammalia, Rodentia, Heteromyidae. Gene Ontology annotation, cellular component: adherens junction. The record is from RefSeq and is a predicted model, not a curated record.
GCUGAGGAUGGGAUCCUAGGCUCCCACCCAGGUCCUUCCCUCCUUCCCUCCCUCCCUGGCGCCCAUUAGCUAGCCCAGGCCGUGGGGGCGGUGGCUGCGGAGACUCCUCUCUGUGCCAGGCCCAGCCCCCGGAGACGCACCUGUUCUGACCUGCUGAGCAGGUUCCCAGGUUUCUGCCUUCGUUGUUGGCCACGGCGUGGGAAGCAGCUCUGGGGGAGCUCGGCGCUCCCGAUCACGGCUUCUUGGGGUAGCCACGGCUGGGUGGGUACAGCGGGGCCAGGUUCCCCUAGUGGAGGCCGAAGCAGGAUAGCAGGUACCAGUGCCCAGAGCUCCAAGGCUUCUUGCCUUCUGGGUCAGUGCCUGAUCCAGCUCUAGAGGCGGCUCCCAGGGAGAACUGGUGGAACUUCAGAACCACUGGCAGGUCUGCCUUUCAACCAAUGCCCCUGUCCCUGGGAGCCGAGAUGUGGGGGCCUGAAGCCUGGCUGCUGCUGCUGUUCCUGACAUCCUUUACAGGCCGGUCUCUCGCAGGUGAGCUGGAGACCUCCGAAUUGGUGACCGUCGUGCUAGGCCAGGAUGCAAAGCUGCCAUGCUUCUACCGUGGAGACCCGGAGGAGCGAGUCGGGCAGGUGGCCUGGGCUCGAGUGGACGCGAACGAGGGCACUCGGGAGCUGGCACUACUGAACUCUGAGUAUGGACUUCACGUGAGCGCAGCCUACAAGGGCCGCGUGGAGCAACCACCGCCCCCACGGGACCCUCUGGACGGCUCCGUGCUCCUGCGCAACGCCGUACAGGGGGACGAGGGCGAGUACCAGUGCCGAGUCAGCACCUUCCCUUCGGGCAGCUUCCAAGCGCAGCUGCGGCUCCGAGUACUAGUGCCUCCCUUGCCCUCACUGAAUCCCGGUCCACCACUAGAAGAGGGCCAGGGUCUGACGUUGGCAGCUUCCUGUACUGCUGAGGGUAGCCCUGCCCCCAAUGUGACCUGGGACACAGAGGUCAAAGGCACAACAUCCAGCCGCUCCUUCAAGCACUCCCGCUCAGCUGCAGUCACAUCAGAGUUCCACCUGGUGCCUAGUCGCAGCAUGAACGGGCAGCCACUUACCUGCGUGGUGUCCCACCCUGGCCUGCUCCAAAACCAAAGGAUCACUCAUACCCUUCAAGUGGCCUUUCUUACUGAGGCCUCUGUGAGGGGCCUUGAGGACCAAAAGCUGUGGCAAGUUGGCAGAGAAGGAGCUAUGCUCAAGUGCCUGAGUGAAGGGCAGCCGCCUCCUUCAUACAACUGGACACGGCUGGAUGGGCCUCUGCCCAGUGGGGUGCGAGUGGAAGGGGACACUCUGGGCUUUCCCCAGUUGACUACCGAGCACAGUGGCAUCUACGUUUGCCAUGUCAGCAAUGAGUUCUCCUCGAGGGCUUCUCAGGUCACUGUGGAUGUUCUUGACCCUCAGGACCCAGGGCAGCAGGUGGACCUAGUGUCGGCCUCAGUGGUGGUGGUGGGUGUGAUCGCCGCACUCCUGUUCUGCCUCCUGGUAGUGGUGGUGGUACUCAUGUCCCGAUACCAUCGGCGCAAGGCCCAGCAGAUGACCCAGAAAUAUGAAGAAGAGUUGACCUUGACCCGGGAGAACUCCAUCCGGAGACUGCAUUCCCAUCACUCAGAUCCCAGGAGCCAGCCGGAGGAGAGUGUAGGGCUGAGAGCCGAGGGCCACCCUGAUAGUCUCAAGGACAACAGUAGCUGCUCUGUGAUGAGUGAAGAGCCUGAAGGUCGCAGUUACUCCACGCUGACCACAGUGAGGGAGAUAGAAACACAGACUGAGCUGCUCUCUCCAGGUUCUGGGCGGGGAGAGGAGGAGGAAGAUCGUGAUGAAGGCAUCAAACAGGCCAUGAACCAUUUUGUUCAGGAGAAUGGGACCCUUCGAGCCAAGCCCACCGGCAAUGGCAUCUACAUCAAUGGGCGGGGGCACCUGGUCUGACCCAGGCCUGCCUCCCUCCCUCGGCCUGGCUCCUUCUGCUGACAUGGGGAUUUCAGCUCAUCUUGGGGAACCUCCUUAAAUGCCUAUAUUUCUUGAGGAAGAUGCUUCCCACUCCACUGACUGCUCAACCUUUUUCUCCAACCCUUCUGUUCAUCGGGAGUGCCCUACUCUUUGAUCACCUCCCAUCAUGUGUGCAGGUCACUAUGUGCAUGUAUUUGUGUUUGAAUGUUUGCUGUGUGUGUAUGGGAGAGGGUAACUGUCCAUAGUGUAUAUCAUACUGUCAUGUUACAGUCUGAAUGAGUGGUGGUGUGUGUGUGUGACAGGAUUUGGAUGGCUGCGUAUGGAACACUGUCAGGCUUUGGUUUGUAUGCCGCGUGGCUGUGUGUGACCUCUGCCUGCAAGUGCAGGUAUUUUUCUCAGACCCCAGAGCAGUAUUAGUGAUGCAGAAAUUGGAGAUGAGAGGUGGAGACUGUGGGCCAGAUCCAGGUGUGCGGGCAUAGCUGGAGCUGGAAUCUGGCCUCCAAAGUGGGGGAGCAAGAUUCUCACCACUUGGGAGCUGCGGGGCAUGUGGAGCUGCCACCCAGGGGUAGCUUGGACUGUUACACAAGAAGCCCUCCGCCCUCUGGUGGCUGGUGGGCCUGCUGCAUGUAUAUAGUUUCUGUAAAUAAAUCUUCACCAGGAGCGUUCAGAGUACUAUUCUGACUCCCUUAAUGAGAGACUGAAACAAAACAGAACAACUUUUGGUUUAUCUGGCUUGUACUUGGUUUGCUUAAGCAAGGCCAGCCUACAUAGGCUUUCAGCAAAGCAAGACUUCAACACUUCAACCCAUGGAUUGAUUCCUAUGGUUAUGAAAGAUGUUCCUUCUUCUAAAACAUCUUCAUCCAGGAAGCCCCUUGGGAGUGAGCCUGAUAGCUAGAAGAAUCUGGAACCAGUGAUGUGAGCCUCUUGACCUAAGGGAGGACAGGGAAGGUGCUUGGCUGAAGUGACUCCUUUCCCUAACUUCAUCUGAUUUUUAGUUGUUAUUUGUUGCAACCCGCCACUGCAUGCUCCUUAAUCUGCCACAACUGGGAGCAAUGUAAUAAUGGAGACUGGACGGUGGAACUGAGGUUUGGGGUGCCAGGGGACCUUUAUCCUUCCUCCAGCUUCAGAUCCCAAGGCUCCAUUAAAUCAAGGCUUUUGUUGGUCUUGUGCUAGGAAGUAAGGUACAAACUUCUAUAUGUGACAAUGUUUUGUACACAAGUAGUAGGUGACUUUCUUAUUUUGGAAGGAGAGUGAAACAGUAAAUAGUUUAGCAUUUGCAUAAACUUAAGUCUACCCUCAGGCUUCCACACAGUUAGCCCACACCCAGGAUAGAAGUCUGAGUUCCCUUUAAAUCUGGACGAUUGACCUUUCUAAGAAACUCAGAGUAUGUUGGGAGAAAGCAUUCCAAACUUCCAACACUUUUGGGGUCUCACAGCUUGGAUUUCCAGGCUCUCACAUGUAUUCAUACUUGUUUGUGGUCCCUUGGGGAGUUGGUGAAAAGGACUUCUGGAAUUGUGGCAUAGGGGAGAGAGGGUACUGAUCACAGAUCAAGGGACAGUAGGAGUUCAGGUGAGGGGAAGGAGGUGUAGGGGUGAGGAUGUCUCCUUUUCCCAGGAAUUUCCAAAUCAUUCAUUUGGAGUUCUUCUGGCCAUUUCUCUGGGUAGAGGCUGGGGUUAGAUGUUUAUUUUUCUUUGGCCUACCCAAAUCUAAUCAGCCAGAAUAGUGAUAUUUAGUGCCUAAAUCCUGCAUGAGCUGAAAUCUGCUGGAUUUAUGAACUGAAAGACAGGCUUUCUGAUUCUGUUCCCCAGCCAACCAAGGUCUUUGUGGAACCCAAAGAUCUAAG